UUCACAGCUGAACACACCAAUGAACAAUUUGAUGAUGAUGAACUCCGUGAAGAGUCUCUGCUGAUGACAGGAACAGGCAGACGAGCUGGAAAACAUCAGUGAAAAUAAAGAUAAAUAUGGAUAAAUCUAAUCUACAGUAUUUACAGUGUAGCAUGUUGACUGUCAGUGAGUGUUUAUGUCACCCCAAACUACAAAAUAAUUAAAAGUUUAAUAUGUAAUGAAUUAAAGGAAUAAUCUGGUUUCAGUACAGGUUCAAUCUGGAACAUCGCUGACAUAAUGGUAAUUACCACAAAAAUAAUUUCCAAUUGAAAAAAAAAAAAAAAAAGCAAAAAUGUAAAGUUACAAUGAGGCACUUGCAAUGAAAGUGAAUAGUACAGCCACAAGACAUAAACAAAAUGAGUGUUAAGAUGAUAUUAAUUUUUUCCCAUUCCGAGUCAAAUUAAUGUUUUUUUUUUGUUUUUUUUUGCUGGAUUUGUCCCAAAAUGCUAUUUUAUGAAUGCUUUUGCUUAUCGCUAUGAAUCCCAGUAAAUGCCAUCCAUAAAUGUCAUGCCCUGAAAAAAAAAAGGUUUUCUUUCAAAAUCUUUUUUUUUUCCCAAACUCCUCCUACAUUGUUUUUGUGUCGGUAGAUGUCGUAUACCGCAUCAGCAAAUUUAAAGGCAUGAUGCCAAAAUGUCUCAAAAUGUCUGAGGCUGAAUCUCUGCAAUGCUCUGUCAUAUUGACACCAAACUGAGCAUAUGUUAUUGUCACCUUACUGUGACCACGCCACAUCAAUGACAGUGUCAUCUAUUGGUUAAACGGGGAAAACCAAUAAAUCAUAUUAUUAGUGAAUUGUAUUUAUGAUUUGUCAGCCAUUUUGUCUAAAAUCAACUUAAAAUGUAUUUAAUUACUCAUUGCUGCAUGUCAGUCUGAUGCUCCUAUAGCCAUGCUGGCAUGACUUAUCGCACCUUCAUUGUGCUUGGCCUCUUAAUUUCUGCUUGCAGCUAUAUUUUUCCUUGGUAUCAUAAUUACAAAAACCUAAAAUGACUAUAAACAUGAUUAACAGUUCACAGCUCAAGUAAUACAGAAGUUUUAACAGAAGAGUGUCAGUAUAAAAUUGUAAGCUUUACAUUUCCGCUUCUCAAUUUUCAAAAAAUGCCACUGAUGUAAAUGCUUCCCCAUAACACUGAGUUUCGCUUUAAAAACAUGAUUCUGUUGAUUCUAAAUAAUUUUUUUGUACUAAUUAAUUCUGUUGAUUGAGCUUAACUCAAAAUAUUCCCUUAAUAAAACAAGAAUAUGUGGACAUGAGCUUUUUACUCACCAUAGACAGAAACAUUGAAUGUUUUUGAUGUCAGUUUCAGUCCACUCAUCUUUACUUCAUAGACUCCAGCAUGUUCAGUUGUGAUGUUUGUGAUGGUCAGAGAUCCAGUUUGAUCGUCCAGCUUCAGUCUGUCUCUGAAUCUCCCAUCAGGAACAUCAUCAUAUAUGGAGAAGUUUUGCUUCUGUUUUUUAAUUUUAGCUAUCAGAGAGUUUUCAGAUUCAAAAUUCCACAGUAUGUCGUCUUCCCAUAUUUCAGUAAGAUCAGUGUAUAAAGUGACUGAAUCUCCCUCCAUUACUGACACUGACACUGAAUCACCAAACACACCUGGAGAACAGACACAUUUUACACUGAUUAAGGCUUCUGAUGGUUUACAAAGCUUGAAAUCAGUUAACUAAGCCUGAACUGAAAAACAUUCACAACAGCAGCAAAGUCACACAAGCAAAUGAAAGGUUAGAUUUAUGAAAGGAAAGAUGUGUGUGAACUAAUAAUAUGAUUAUUAUAGUUUUAAAGUCAUCUGCCACGUGAGAAAAAUGAAAAAUUAAAGCUAGAAAAAGUUACACCAUGAAAAGUUAAAUUCUUAAAAAUAUUUUCAACAUCUUGACAUUUUUGUGUAUGGGACAUUUGGAUCAGUGCAGAGUUCUUGAAGUGCCUUAAUAGAGGAUUCUCUCUCUGUCUCCACUGGUUGAAGAACUAUAGCCAAUUAAAUUAUUUUCCACAACUUUUCACAUCUGUGAAAAAUGUUACUAAUGUUAAUCCAAAAAUAUAUAUUUAUAACUUACCAGUCAGACUCCACCAGCACAAACAGAACAAAGCAAUCAUGUGAAACAUUUUCUUCAAAUGUUCAGUGAACGUCUGACCACUGAAAACACUCAAUCUGUUCAUCUAUUUUGUGAAUCCUCCCCCAACAGUUUGACCCUUCUAGUUCACACGCUCUCUAAAUGUGUGGUAUGAUUAUAUAACAUAUGAAUGCUCUUGUAGCUCUUAUUAAGACUUUAAUUGUUCUUAACAGUGAAAACAUUUUUAUUUUAUCAUUUAAAACCACCAUUUUUAGUAGUUGCUUUAUUGCUUUAAAAACGUAACAGUGGAAUUGUGUUAAUAUUCUUAAUUCUCCUUAUAAGUAGAGCUUGUUGGUUUUCAAACUGUUAUAUAGUCCACUUUAAUAAUUCAAUUAAUCAAUUAUUGUAUUUGAAAAAAAAAAAAAAAAAAAAGCAGAACAAAAAAAGGACCAACAUCCAUCUCGUUGGGGCCACUCCAGCAGCUUAUCUUGAGUCAAACUGAAACCUGAUGUUAUCUGAUUUCUAUAGAAAGGUGGUUUGAUCAGAUAUAUAGACAAACAGCUUGCAUGAGAUAGUGGCCAUUUAGUGCAUGUGUGUUUAGUUUGUAGACCAAGAGUUUCUUCCUGUCCUGAUUUUUAUCAACCUCACAGUUAAUGUUCUCACAAAACAUUUAAUGAAAUACAAUUACUCAAAUUUCGAUUUUAAAAACAUAAAUAAGUUACUUGUAUUUCAUAACUCCCUAACCCUGAUUAUAUGUGUGUAGGCCUGUUUUAUUCCAAAAGACUGAUCUCACAUUAUUUAUGUAAUGUUAUUUUAAACUUUUUUAUGCCAUAUGUCUUAAUUUUCUGAUAUCUAUUUCAGAUGACAAUUAAAGAUAAUUAAAAUAUUUUUAGUUUUACACACACACACACACACACACACACACACACACACACACACAAUUGAACUAAAAACUCCACAUUAUUCCUAAAUCAAAGAAUAAUGAAAAUAAUGUAUUCAAAACGCUUAACCCAAAUGUAAUGUAGGCUAAUAUACUAAAAUGCUAUGAAAUCAUAUUUAUACGAUGUUUCACAAACAGACAGCGAGGUUUGCAUGCAGACUAAACGUGAUGACUACGUCAUCACACGCUAGGGAUGCUCCAGAUUAUCACUUUCAUUUUAGUUCAACCACUACGUCGCCUUUAAAAGGAAAAAAAAAAGAGGAACACUUUUAUGGAUUAGAAUCUGCAUUCAUUUGUCUGAACAGACAGUGGCGAAAAUGAAGCUUCUCUUUUGGCUCUUGGUGUUCUUGUUUUUUUCCGAUCGUGGUGUAUCAGGUCUUUAUUCAGUCAGAGUGCCAGUGUCAGUGAAUGAAGGAGAUUCAGUCACUCUAAACACUGGUGUUCAGACAAACCUACAAGAAGAUAUUAAAUGGUAUUUUAAUGGCAUUCUCAUCGCUCAAAUCAGUGGAGAUCUCAGUUAUAGUUGUACAGAUGUUCAGUGUAAUGAAGGAACUGAGAGAUUCAGAGACAGACUCAAGCUGGAUCAUCAGACUGGAUCUCUGACCAUCAUGAACACCAGAAACACAGACUCUGGAGAAUAUAAACUACUGCUCAUCAGCCGCACCACCAGUGAAACGAUCUUCAAUGUUACUGUCAGUGGUGUUUCUGCUGCUGAACAUUAUAAAAUGAAGACAAUAUCAGGGAUCAGGGGAGAAUAUGUUAUUCUAGAUCCUGAUGAAGGCCUAAAUGAUGCAAUGAUGUGGUAUUUUAAUGACACCAUCAUUGCUAACAUCACUGGAGAUGCCAGUAAAAUCUGUACAGAUGUUCAGUGUGAACAUGGUGAUGGGAGAUUCAGAGACAGAUUGAUUGUGGAUCAUCAGACUGGAUCUCUGACCAUCACAAACAUCAGAACCACAGAUUCUGGACUCUAUAGACUACAGAUCAUCUACAACAGCAACAGCUUCAGCAUCAGCAGAAUGAAGAGCUUCAGUGUUUCUGUCAUUGGUCUGUCUACAGGUGAAAUUGCAGGAAUAAGUGCUGCUGCUGGUGCUGUUCUGCUGGUGGCUGCAGCUGGUGUGAUUUACUGUAAAAGAAAAAACAAGAAGAGAAACAGUGAUAAACAAGAGUUGGAUCAUGAUGAGACUAAAUCUCUGACCGCCACAAACAGCAGAAAUGAUCCUGAAGUACAGCCCAGCAGCAACGAAGAAAUGCACUUAGAUGACCUUAAUGAGCAGUGUAAUAAAAAUACUAAGAGAAACAGAGAUAAGCCAAAGCUGGAUCAUGGGACUGAAACUGUGAUCAUCACCAGUAAACUAAAUUAUAAACUACAGUUCAACAAGAGCAGCAGCAGCACCACCACUGAAACUGAACUUCAAUGUUACUGACUGAGGUGACACUGGACACUGAAAAGGCUUCAAGCGGAAAUCAUGGAGAGAAGAGUUGAAACUGAAACUUCACCUAAAGAGUAAUUGUGUCACUAAUCCUGGUACCAAUAAAGUGACAUUUGACCUAUAUUACAUACCAAUUUAAAUACAGCAACAACAAAAAUCUGCUGUAACAAAGCAACACAUUACAACAGAACACAGAGUGCAUGGUGUUAUGGAAGCCCUGAACCACUACAUGAAAUGAUACUUUGAGUGAAAAUAGAUACACUAAGUGAAAAUAGUUUAUUAAAAUUAUUAAAUGGAUGCCACCCAAUCGGGACAAUAAAGCCCUCCCUACCCCCCACAUGAUAAAUACUUAAUUAUUAAACACUCAUUAGGUAUUUUAUUUCCACUUUUCGAACAUUGUCUUCAUUUUUAUUAAAAAUAGAUGUUUGACAUUGAGUUUGUUUAUUCUCAGCAUCUUAUUUUGUCUUUUUUCCCAAUAUUUAACAAGUUUUAUUUUGAAACAAUGACAUUAUGACUUUAUUAAUGACUUUAUUUACAUUUUAUUUUUUUAGUUUUUUUUCUUGAAACAGAACGACUUUAUUCAUUAAAUUUAAUUUGUUGACAGAUGUUGAGUUUAUUCUCAGUAUUUAAUUUUGACUUUUUUUCUUGAAAUUUAUUUAUUUUUUCUCUCAAAACAACAACUUAAUU
Megalobrama amblycephala (Wuchang bream) is the source of this 5130-nucleotide messenger RNA. RefSeq lists its product as uncharacterized. The transcript is spliced from 7 exons. The record is from RefSeq and is a predicted model, not a curated record. NCBI's taxonomy places the organism in Eukaryota, Metazoa, Chordata, Actinopteri, Cypriniformes, Xenocyprididae. Bases 3331 to 4437 code for a protein of 368 amino acids.